Molecule: messenger RNA, 4034 nt
Organism: Cydia pomonella (codling moth)
Lineage: Eukaryota; Metazoa; Arthropoda; Insecta; Lepidoptera; Tortricidae
Product: integrin alpha-4-like
Exons: 25
Coding region: 125-3190 (1021 amino acids)
Biological process (GO): cell-matrix adhesion; cell-cell adhesion; cell adhesion mediated by integrin
Cellular component (GO): external side of plasma membrane; integrin complex
Molecular function (GO): integrin binding
Source: RefSeq, a predicted model, not a curated record
UACGACGCGUAAAAUAGGAAAAUUGACAGGAAAUUUAUAAUUAUAGAUGAUGAAUACCAGCAUAAUUUCCUCAAUUGUUUAAUAAUCAGGCUGUCAGUUGCUUCCACACAGUUAAAGGCGAGCCAUGUGGUUGCUGCAAUGUUGCUUGCUGGUGCAAGCAGUGGCCAUAAGGGCGGCGUAUUACCACGAGCCAUCCGUGACGACCAUCCGGCCUCCUGAACCGUUGGGUGACGCCUUCUUCGGAUACAGCAUUGCAUUUACGAAUAAUGAGCUAGUGGCAAGCGCUCCCCGAGCAGAUAAAGAUGGCCAAGUGUUUUCGUGCGAUCUGCUGACCCAAAACUGUACACAGAUGUCAGUGCCACUCGCAGACGUUACCUCCAGAGUUCAUGAAGGCAACACUUAUAAUCAUAGUUUCUGGCUUGGAGCUACCGUGAAGGCUGGCGACGAAUAUCUAUUUGUUUGUGCUCCUCGGUGUACUAGCCAAAUACCAGUAGCAGGCAAAGUGUUUGGCACGAAUGGACGUUGUUUUUUUAAAGAGUAUAAAAACCCUGGUAGCCAUUUCACCAAGAUGCUCCGGAUCUCAAACGAGGAUCGAUCCAUAAAUCGCACGCAUAACGAAAACGUGACUGAUUCCUUCGGCUGGAGUAUGGACAUAGAUGUGUCGGGUGCGCUGCGGGUCGGGAGUCCAGCUAUCGCUGCAGGUCGAGUGAUGACUUAUACCGAUCCUUCGGAGUCGGAGUCCUCCGCUCCUAAGAUUUUUAGUGCUAUCAACCCAGACGGCUUCGGCUUUGGAUACAGUAUUGCAAGUGGUAUUUUUUUUAAAACACGCGCAAGAAAUCCAAAGCCUGAUGUAGCAAUCGGCACUCCAUAUGGUGAUCACGGCAUCGGAAAGGUGCUCAUAUUUGACUAUGACCAAAAGUGGCAGUCCGAAGUGGAUGACCCAGCAGGAGGGGUGGGGUCCAUGUUCGGCGUCGCGUUGUGCUCGGCCAAACUCGACGGCGACACUACCUCGCUACUCGUCGGUGCGCCCGCGCAUUUCAGUGGCGACGACAACUACCACACCGGCAUCGUGUACAUUUAUAGGCAUAAGACAAUGAAAACUAUGCAGAACGUAAAGCAAAUUAAAGGUUCAAAUAAAUAUGGAGCAUUUUUUGGCUACGCCAUUGCCAACAUCGGGGACAUGGACAACGACGGAAAAGAUGAAAUAGCCAUAGGGGCUCCAUAUGAAGACGAUGGCAAGGGUGCCGUGUACCUGUACGCGGGGUCGGCCCUCGACGACAAAUCGAUGACCACCUCUUAUCUGCAGAAGUUCAAGCCCGAAGCUGACACCUUCCAGAACCUGGGCCUGAGUCUGAUCGCCAAUAAGUACUCUGAUAACGCAUGCAGUGAUCUGGCAAUAGGAGCUCCUGGAAGCAACAGUGUGGCGGUGUACCACUGUUUGACAGUUAUCACCGUCGAUAUAAAUACUGCUGUUCCUAACCUGCAGAACCGUACUGAUAAGACUUCAUUUGCAUUUGAUGUGUGCCUAAAUGCAAAAUAUCCUCGUAAACCAGAAAAUAUUACAGCUAAGUUCGCAGUAAAAGUCAAGAUAACUCACCCAAAUGCUACUUUGACUGACGCAAAGCCAUAUGAAGAUUUUAUAGAAUACGAUGAGUUACUCGACAAUAAUGAAAAACCUAACGGCUGCAGGAGCAUUAAUGUAACGACAUCUGAGAACGGCGACUACGAGGAAGAAAUCGAGUUCCGCAUAACGGCGAAACUAUUGGAUGAUCCAGCAAAUAGUACAGAAUUCGAUCCGUCGAAAGCUACCGUGAGCCGCCACAGUAAACUGCGGCACGCCAUGUCCGUGCGGGCGGCGGAGUGCAAAAGGCAACCAUGCCAACCAAAACUGUCUGUCAAACUUACCACCAACAUACAGAGUCCAUACCUAAUGGGGUCGUCGUCGACCGUACGCUUCGACGUCUCCGUGCGGAACGGCGACGCCGACACUGCGUACCGGCCGUGCGUGGUCCUCCGCGUGUACGGCGGCGCGGCAAACGUGCACCGUGCGCCACCGCACUGCAGCGUCUCUAGCGACUCGUGCAGAGUCUGCCAGCGACAGAGAGCGUUGAAGCCUAAUGCCACCUGGGAUUUAAACGAGGCAGCAUAUGACCAGAGCAUCGAAAUAGGCCUGGAGGCACUGACGAGCGAUACUAAGAAAAUAAAGGUCGUGGCCGAAGUCUAUAACCGCUGCGAGACCGCCAACAACCCGGACGACAAAAGUUCUAUUGAGUUUGAUCUCAUAACUAAUGUUGACGGAUUGAAGAUUGAAAGCAAAACGGUCCAGGGCGAACCAGUAUUCUUCCGUAAAGAUGGCUUUAAGAGUGAAAAGAAAUUACAUCAUACAUAUACCAUAUCGAAUGUAGGCGAGAUCAACUGGGUCGGACUCGUUGGUGACAUCUGGCUGUUCAAAGGACCUCACAUUACUUACGAUAAUUUCAUACAGAUAUAUAGCGGCGAAUCUGAAAGAGCUUCGUGCCCAGUGAAGAAAGACAAUAGUAAGAGCGACUUCCACGGCUUAAGCUGUGAGCUGGGAAGCCUGAACCGCAAGGAAACCAUCACCGUGGUCAUACCUAUCACUACGGUACCUAAUGAACUAGAGAAAGUUUUACAAAAUUCAAACGCCACAGUGAAAACAUUCCUCAGAGUAAUCGCUGAUAAGAAAGAGAAAGAAAAAACAGAACUUACCACUUUGGUGUUUCAAGAAGGGAAAGUGCCUGUCUGGAUCAUAGUGGUAGCAGUUUGCGUGGGCAUACUCAUUGUUUGCCUUAUUGGAUUCGCUCUUUACGAGUGUGGAUUGUUCCGACGAAAGAAGAAGGAAGAACUGGUGAACCUGAAGAAGGAAGUUAAACGGAAAAGCAUGAUGCUGCAACGGCAAUCCAUGAGGCUCACAGACACAGCCCGAGUUGAGCUAAGGAACCGCACCUACCGGGAGCUUCUCGACGAGGCCGAGAUCAAAGAGGCCGAAGGGGCCGAGGAGGCCGAAGAAGCCAGAAAAUCCCAACUAGCCUGCAAAGAUAACAGUCAAGGAAUCAAGAACCAGGAGCAAGCAAAAGGGGACAAUGGUUGUAGUAGCACAGUUCUGAACGAGAACCCGUCCGGAUCGCACUAUGACAUAAGGGCUCAUAUCGAGAAAACAUUGCAAAAAUAAAAUCCUAUGAGGCAUCAAGAUAUGGGCGCGACUCUGAAAAAUAUACUGUAACGUAAUUAUUUUGGAUACACGCUGGAACCACAAAAAACUUUUAUUAAAUAUGUACUACUACCUACUGUAUAAUCUGUGAAGCUUGCUACUUAACACUACAACAUCAAAGAUAUGUAGGCCAGUAGGGUUACGAUGGUCGGUUCUUCAUCAUUUGUCAUCAUGCCUGUCACGUUCUAUCCAGUAGGUAAGUAUGUAAGUGCGAAAGUAACGGGCAUAGUGACAGGCGAUAUUUAAAAAUGGAACCAUGCUGCCACUGCUGUUCAUAUAAUUCCGACCGAACAUUCUCGUUUGGUGUGCCUCAAUGGAAUGCUACAACGCGAUUGUUUGAUUCAUUCUUGAUGCCUGUAACGUUUACGUUUUCGAAGUAAUAUAUUAAGUCAAUACGCAACAUAAUAGAACGUAACAUCAUCGAAUAUUAUCACAAGUACUACGGGAAGGUUUCGUGUUGUUCACUUAGUCUGUUAUUAAUGUUAUUAUAGAGUUGCUCUAUGUACUUAUUCGCAUUUUUCCUCGAUAUGUCAAAUGACCCGAUUUACCUAUUUACAUUAUUGAUAUCCUUCAGUUUUCAGUUUUUGAAACUUAUUGCAUGAUGUGUCAAGGAAUUUGAUGUACAAAAUGGUACUCAAAAGAGAUACUCAAGUUAUUUUUGACACCUAAUUUACAAUUAUUUCAAUUUUAUUAUAUAAUUUUAAUCAUUACUCAUAAAUACGUUUUCAUAAUUUUAACAUAAUAAUAUUUAGAAUAGUUUAUGUAGGUACAGGAUUAUUUGCAAAUAAAUUAUUUUGGCGAAAAA